CCCCUGAAAUGAGUCAUUACAGGUACUCACCAGAUGUCGCAUUACCCAGGAGGUGUACACAAAAAUUGAAAAUAAUAUUUAUUGAAAAUAUUUGCCAUCAGAAAUGGAAAUCCGUAUAAUCGUCCAGUAUUUCUCAGCAAUUUUGAUCUUGUCUAAAACAGGCGAGGCAUUAAAUUGCUACCAGUGUGAUUCAACGUUGGAUCACAAUUGCCAGGAAUAUUUCAACCAUGACAAUCCCAAUGUUCCACUUAGAGCUACAGAAUGCAAGAUGUACAAUGCUAAAUUCUGUAUCAAAGCUACUGGACUCUGGGGAGGUAUUGUAGGAACACAUAGAUUCUGUAGUUCUCGUGACCUUGGAGACCAAUGCCAGGACAUGAGGUUCCCUGACCACAGUCGUAAAUAUCGUGGCUGCAUUUAUACAUGUACUGGUGAUGGUUGCAACUCAGCUCAUGGAAUUAACUUUUCAUUCACUGUGAUGGCUUUGAGUUUGUUGUCAGUUGUUGUUGCCAUAGUGAUGAGGAGAUGAAGGGGACAAUGAAAAUGAAAAUAAAGGAUAAAUGUCAUGACUGUAUGAAAUAAGGUUAUGUGUGUGUACAGACUGUAACCUAUGCAAUGGUGAAUGAAUUUGCAAUUAAAACAGCUAGCAAGUGGGCAAAUGUUCUUCUUGUAUAUAUAAAUGUUUAAGUUUGUGAUAACACAUGUAAUGUGUUCUGCUGAAGAGCAUUCUGGCAUUCCUCACUGUAUAAGACAUUACAAAUGUAGCUAAUUGUCAUUUCAAAGUAAUUUUUCUUUGGCAUACAAAAUGUUUCCUAUACUGUUACAGUUUUAUGGAGUUAUUUGGGCUACUCUUAUAGCUGAUAUUUUGUAUCAUAUUUCCAUUGGAAAAGUUCACAAACAAAAUUCCAAACAUUAAAUUGAAAUUUUAAAAAAAAUGAAAUUUAAAAAUUCAUUUUUAUUAUUAAGUAAUACUGGGUGUAAUAGGUAAAUUGAAAAGAAAAAGUCAUGGUUUAGGCAUACAUGGUUAUAUACAUGCUCAAGAUAGAGGAGAUGAGAAUAAUUUAGUCUAAUCAUUUUUGUAAUUUUAUUUUUCCCCUUUUUCUAGCAAAACACUACAAUAACUCCUAAGCUCAAGGGUAUAGGACAUAUAACCAAAAUACUGGUAUUAAAAGUCAUUGUUAUUAUUUAUUUAUAUUUCAUGAGUUUGGAACAGUCCAUUCAAAGUUUCAAGAGUUUUUAAAGAGUGUUCAAUAUCAAAGCUACCAAUAGAAUAGAGCAUUACAUUAAUUAGAUUCUAUGGAUGUGCCUGGCUCGUUGUACUGGCGCUAAAGACUAAUUACUUUUGAUUCAAGUAGGUGAAGGAUUAAUAUAAAACAGAUGAUAUUGACACUGUUAUUCCUAAUUUCUGUGAUUUCUUCAACUUCAAAAACGUUGGUGACAUUAACUCAAGUAGUUGUAUGCAUGACAGGAUUUUCAUUUUUUGUACAUUGUAUAAUAGAUAUGUAUAUAUACAUGUAAACUAUAAACAUUCCUUUUGUAAAUAUCCUAUAACAGAUUGAAUAAUAUUUUUGUACUUAGAUUUUAUAAGGUACCUCUUUAUGUAUAUGUAUAUAUAUUUGUAGUCAUCAAAUCAUUCUCCAAUCUGUAUAUACAGUUACAUAUAGUGUACAUCAUAUCAUUUUCAUUCAACUAAGAAGUGUCUGUAAAUCACAUGAUAAUCUCUGUAAAUUGGAUCUGGUUUUGACUACAUGUAUUUCAACUAAUCAAUGAAUAAAUUAAUUAAUUGAUUAAUACAGCAAUAAUGAUUUCUCUAUGGCAUCAGUAUAUAAAGUCAUACCAGCCUGUAUAUAAUAACACACAUUCUGACAACACUUAUUGUUGUUCAUAGCUGUUGAUACUUGAAUUUAGCUGUCAAAGUCUAUGCUUUGUAAGAUACAACUUCAUCACAGAGACAAGCCCAGUGGUUAUGUUCAGUGUUGUUCAGAUUAAACAAAAUUAUAUUUUGGUUGUACAAUAUACAUGUCACUUUACAUGCCUCCGAACACAAGUGUUUUAUAGGUAGUAAUAUUUAUAUGUACACUGUUAGCUAGAAUAAGUUGGCACAAAAGAACUAUCAUAAUAUUUUUUUAAACAAUAAUUAUUGUGAUUAUGAAAAUAAAACAAUUCUGACAUGUUUGGUUUAAACAUAUUUAUUUCAUCAAGUUACAAUACAAUUACAGCAUAUAGAAAAAUUUAUACAAAAUCAUGAUAAAGUGAAUUGAACUGAAAGCUAAAAGCUGUUUUCUCAUGGUUACUAUUCUGCAUAUGUAAAUAAACUUAUUCUGACAUUUUUCAUCUUUUUAUAUUAGACAUUUCAUAUUAAUUCAUGUAUAGUCAUUUUUUUACUUGAUUUUUGUGUAUUCAUUCUAUAUCAUACAGUGUACAAGUGCUAAAGCCUUUAUUAUUUCAUUUUGAAAAUGUCUCAGAAAAGACAUUCUUUUCUUUUUUAAAGAAGAAUAUUAAAACUCUUUGAUAUCUUAUAAUGUAGCUGUAAAAUUUCCAUUAGUUCAAACAUUUAUCUGAAUCAGAAUAUUAUGUUGUAAUGCUUUAUUCCUACUUAGGAAAAAAGAUGUAUUUUAAUUAUGAAGAUUGACAUAAAAAAAACCAGGAAAGAAUUGAAAUUUUCACUUGUAAGCCACUAUAAGGUUCGUACUUGAAGAAUGAAAUCAAUGAAUUUAUAUUUAUAAUUAGCUAUUUAAGCAUUUUUACAUUAAUACAUAUCAUAAACACAAAUAAAUGAUUUAUAUAAAGACUUA
Ruditapes philippinarum (Manila clam) is the source of this 2792-nucleotide messenger RNA. Its product is annotated as U-scoloptoxin(05)-Sm1a-like. The transcript has 3 exons. The record is from RefSeq and is a predicted model, not a curated record. Bases 104 to 526 code for a protein of 140 amino acids. Gene Ontology annotation, biological process: sleep; regulation of synaptic transmission, cholinergic; positive regulation of voltage-gated potassium channel activity. Lineage: Eukaryota; Metazoa; Mollusca; Bivalvia; Venerida; Veneridae.